GGAUUUUGAGGGAUGGAGUGGGAUGGGGAAGGGAUACCCCUCUCCAUAGUGGCUCUUGUGUCUAAAACAGUAGACAUCCUCUCUUUGUUUCUCUCUUCCACUCCAUCUUUUUCAUUCCUUCUUUUUAAUUAGGGUUUAGGGGUUUAAGGGCUGUUCCAAUUAUACAAAAUUUCAGUAAUCUAAGAAAUCUCCCGAAUUUGUUAGGGUUUAAAGUUCAGCAGUCAUGGGGAAGGCGAAGAAAUCACCUAAAUUUGCAGUCACGAAGAGAUUAAUCAGCUCUAAAAUGAUCAAAAAGACAAAAGAGGAUAUUCUAAACCCUAGAAAGAAAGAUCUUGAGAAGGAAAAAUUACCCAGAAACGUGCCUCAAGUAUCAUCAGCUUUGUUCUUUAAACAUAAUAGUGCAUUGGGUCCUCCUUAUAGGGUUUUGGUGGAUACCAAUUUUAUCAACUUCUCUAUUCAGAACAAGUUAGAUUUGGAGAAAGCAAUGAUGGAUUGCUUGUAUGCAAAAUGCACUCCGUGCAUUACAGAUUGCGUCAUGGCAGAGCUUGAGAAAUUGGGUCAGAAGUACCGAGUAGCUUUGAGGAUUGCAAAGGAUCCUCGGUUUGAGAGACUCCCAUGUACUCACAAAGGAACAUAUGCUGAUGAUUGUCUCGUGGAUAGAGUUACCCAGCACAAAUGCUACAUCGUUGCAACAUGUGAUAGAGAUUUGAAGCGAAGAAUUCGCAAGGUUCCUGGAGUUCCAAUCAUGUACAUCACUAACCAUAAGUACUCGAUCGAGCGACUACCUGAAGCAACCCUUGGUGGAGCUCCGCGAUAUUGAUGACCGAGGAUGAUUCUCUUUGGCAUGAGGAAAGCCAUCACUCUUGUCACUUUCAGAUUUGCUCAUGAACUGGUGUCUGAAAGCCAUCACUCUUGUCACUUUCAGAUUUGCUCAUGAACUGGUGUCUGCUCUGCAUGUGAUUAGAGGUUGAUUUGUGCUUUUGCUCUAUGAGACGACAUCUUCCUGUCCUGUUGGUUUUUUCUUUAGACUUAUCCAACUACCCGGAGGAAACAAGAAAACAGUUUUAACUUCAUAGUCUGUCCUUAUGUUUUCAAAGAGAACUGUUGUACAACUUAAACCAGAAUGUAAUCAGUGUUUGUUCUCUAUUAAUGUGGAAUUAAUUUUGGAAAAUUUAU
Papaver somniferum (opium poppy) is the source of this 1176-nucleotide messenger RNA. Its product is annotated as rRNA-processing protein FCF1 homolog. The coding region runs from base 224 to 820 and encodes 198 amino acids. The transcript is spliced from 9 exons. The record is from RefSeq and is a predicted model, not a curated record. Gene Ontology annotation, cellular component: small-subunit processome; nucleolus. Lineage: Eukaryota; Viridiplantae; Streptophyta; Magnoliopsida; Ranunculales; Papaveraceae.